This is a messenger RNA of Knipowitschia caucasica, 1836 nucleotides long. The record is from the annotation of a GenBank genome assembly. NCBI's taxonomy places the organism in Eukaryota, Metazoa, Chordata, Actinopteri, Gobiiformes, Gobiidae.
AUGGGCCGCCGUGAUCGCUCCUCCGUCCUGUCCCCCGCUCUCCAGCUCAUGGUCAUCGUUCUGAUUGUGAUUCUUCAGGUCCAAACCUCAUGGGCUGGAGCUCCUCCUCAGCCCAGCUCGGACGGCUCAGUCUCAGCUGUUUCCACUAAUAAAAGUGAAUGCAGCAAACCGGAGAAGUGUACCGUUGGAGUCAUCCUGCCCGUCUGGGAGCCCAUAAAUCCCUCAUUCGGCGACAAGGUUGCUAGGGCGACUGUUUACUUUGUGGCUCUUGCCUACAUGUUUCUCGGGGUGUCCAUUGUUGCAGAUCGCUUUAUGGCUUCAAUAGAGGUCAUUACAUCCCAAGAGAGAGAAAUCACAAUUAAGAAACCCAAUGGGGAAACUACGACCACCACUGUACGAAUCUGGAACGAAACUGUGUCUAAUUUAACUCUCAUGGCUCUCGGCUCUUCAGCUCCUGAGAUUCUACUGUCCGUCAUUGAGAUUAUAGGUCACGACUUUAAUCCUGGCACCCUGGGACCUUCAACCAUUGUAGGCUCUGCUGCAUUCAACAUGUUUGUCAUCAUUGGAAUUUGUGUGUACGUGGUGCCUGACGGCGAGACCAGGAAAGUCAAGCAUCUCAGAGUGUUCUUCGUCACUGCGAGCUGGAGCAUCUUUGCCUACAUUUGGCUGUACAUGAUCCUGUCGGUAAUCUCACCUGGAGUGGUCCAGGUGUGGGAGGGCCUUCUGACCUUCUUCUUCUUCCCCAUCUGCGUGCUCUUCGCGUGGGUAGCCGACCGCCGCCUGCUCAUCUACAAGUAUGUGUACAAGCGCUACAGGACUGGCAAGCAGCGCGGCAUGAUCAUUGAGACUGAAGGGGAUCGGCCUGUGCCUUCCAAGGUGGACAUUGAGAUGGAUGGUAAAAUGCUGAACUCACAUGCUAUCGAUUUCCUGGACGGUCCUCUGGGGUUUGACAUAGACGAGAAAGAUCUGGACGAGGAGGAGACCAGGAGGGACAUGGCAAAGAUCUUGAAAGAACUCAAACAGAAACACCCAGACAAAGAGGUUGAACAGCUCAUUGAACUCGCCAACUACCAGGUCCUGAGCCAGCAGCAGAAGAGCCGUGCUUUCUACCGUUGUCAGGCGACCAGACUGAUGACAGGCGCGGGAAAUAUUCUCAAAAAACACGCCGCAGAUCAAGCCCGCAAAGCCGUGAGCAUGCAUGAAGUCCGAUCUGAUGCUGCCGAAAAUGAUCCAGUCUCCAAGAUCUUCUUCGAACCAGGCUCCUAUCAGUGCCUGGAAAACUGCGGCACGGUGGGGGUAAACGUUGUGAGGCGUGGCGGGGACCUGAGCAAAACUCUGUCCGUGGAGUACCGCACGGAGGACGGAACAGCCAACGCCGGCUCCGAUUACGAAUUCACCGAAGGCGUGAUCGUGUUCAAGCCCGGCGAAACCAUGAAAGAAGUGCGCGUGGGGAUCAUCGACGACGACAUCUUUGAAGAAGACGAGAACUUCCUGAUCCACCUGUCCAACGUCAAGGUACUGUCCGCAGAGGGGGAGGAGCCAGAGGAGAGUGAAGCGGCCAAUCACAUGGACUCGGUUGCCUGUCUGGGCUUGCCAACGACUGCCACGGUGACGAUCUUCGAUGACGACCAUGCCGGCAUCUUUACCUUCGAGGAGCCGGUGGUCCACGUGAGCGAGAGCGUGGGCACCAUGGAGGUCAAGGUGCUGCGUACGUCCGGAGCACGUGGCGUGGUCAGCCUGCCGUACAAGACCGUCGAGGGAACGGCCAAAGGAGGAGGGGAAGACUUCGAAGACACUCACGGCGUCCUGGAGUUUCAGAACGACGAAAUUUUGUGA